AUAAAGUGGUUUUCCUUCUCAUAUUUUAUUUAUUAAUAAUAACAAUAAAUUCUUUUCCCUAUUCCUAUUUUUAAAAAAAUUCUCAAAACAAAAAACCAAUAAAGAAUUAACGGCUUCAUCAGAUCUGUGUCAUUUCAUUUCUCUUCACCGGAAAAAAACUGCUUCCGAUCAUCAUGGAUGAGAAGCUCAUACAGCGAUUGGAAUCGGCGGUGUUGCGCCUGGAGGCGAUAUCUACCGGAGGCCAUCCCGCUACCUCGCCGGUCGACGCCUCCGAUGCGGCACUCGAUCCAUCCGUUGUUGCAUUCGGCGAUCUGAUCGAUCAAUAUCUCGGUAGGGUUUCCAGAGCUGCGGAGAUUAUUGGGGGACAGGUGUUGGAGGUCACCAAUAGGAUACAGGAAGCUUUCUCUGUUCAGAAAGAGCUUUUGAUUAAGCUCAAGCAAACUCAGAAACCUAACCCUGCUGGGCUGGCUGAAUUUUUGAAACCAUUGAAUGAAGUGAUUGUGAAAGCUGCUGCAUUGACAGAAGGAAGGAGAUCUGAUUUUUUUAAUCACUUGAAGGCUUCUGUUGACAGUCUCUCAGCUGUAGCAUGGAUUGCAUAUACUGGGAAGGAUUGUGGUAUGAGUAUGCCCAUUGCACAUGUUGAAGAAAGUUGGCAAAUGGCUGAGUUUUAUAGCAACAAGGUACUUGUUGAGUACAGAAACAAAGACCCAAAUCAUGUUGAGUGGGUCAAAGCUUUGAAAGAGUUGUAUGUACCUGGUUUGAGGGAUUAUGUGAAAAGCUUCCAUCCUUUAGGCCCUGUAUGGAGUCAAACAGGAAAAGUAAUUGCUCCAUCAAAAGCUAAUCCUCCAAGUGCACCUUCUGCCCCUCCUCCUCCGUCUGCGUCUCUCUUUAGUUCUGAAUCAUCUCAGGCUUCAUCUUCUAAGCCAAAAGUGGGAAUGUCGGCUGUUUUUCAAGAGAUUGGUACAGGAAAUGUCACGUCAGGUCUGAGAAAGGUUACGGAUGAUAUGAAGACUAAGAAUCGCACAGACAGAGCUGGAAUUGUUGGCGGCAGUACUGUAAAAGAAAGUCAUGCUGGUUCACGUGCAGUUGCUAAAGUAGUACCUCCGAAAUUCGAACUUCAAAUGGGCCGCAAGUGGGUUGUUGAGAAUCAAAUUGAGCAGAAAAGUCUUAUCAUUGAAGAUUGUGAUGCAAAACAGUCUGUAUAUGUUUAUGGAUGUAAAAACUCCGUGUUGCAGAUUCAAGGCAAGGUCAAUAAUAUAACUAUUGACAAUUGCAAAAAGAUGGGAGUUGUAUUUCAGGACGUUGUUGCAGCUUGUGAGAUUGUGAACAGUAAUGGGGUUGAGGUUCAAUGCCAGGGUUCAGCUCCUACAAUUUCGGUGGACAACACCUCCGGCUGCCAGUUAUAUCUGGGCAAAGACUCUUUAGAAACAUCCAUAUCCACAGCAAAGUCAAGUGAGAUCAAUGUAUUAGUUCCUAGCGCCGAGUCUGAUGGUGAUUGGGUGGAGCAUUCUUUGCCACAACAGUACAUUCAUGUAUUCAAGGAAGGCCGUUUUGAAACUACUCCAGCUUCUCACUCAGGUGGUUAAAGUUGAAGGGCAAUUGAGAGUUUCUCAUUAUUUUUACAUCAUCUUUCCUUGGAUUGCUGUAGGAGUGGCUUCAAUUCCUUGUUUCUCUGAUUCAUUUACAAUCAUCUAGUUUACCAUACAUAUUCUUGCUCGGCUGUCUGUGCUUGUUAUUUUUCUGUGGCUUGUGGAACCAUUCAGUUUUUUUGGUUGUGUGUCAGAGUUUGCUUCUGCUUGAGCUUUUUCUUUUGUUCAAUGGCAAUGCAUUUUGCAAUUGAACUAUCAGGUUUCGAAAGACCCAUACAUUUGUGUUCGAUAUCUUGGUUUGAUUCUCAAGGUUUGCAUAUUUGAGGACAGAACAAUGUACUUAAUUAAUGCUAUUUGUAUAAUUCAAAUUAGUAACUUCUAGUUUGUAUUUAUGAUAAA
Vicia villosa (hairy vetch) is the source of this 1988-nucleotide messenger RNA. RefSeq names its product cyclase-associated protein 1-like. The record is from RefSeq and is a predicted model, not a curated record. The transcript is spliced from 10 exons. Gene Ontology annotation, molecular function: adenylate cyclase binding; actin binding. The coding region runs from base 174 to 1586 and encodes 470 amino acids. Gene Ontology annotation, cellular component: cytoplasm. Gene Ontology annotation, biological process: regulation of adenylate cyclase activity; cytoskeleton organization. Lineage: Eukaryota; Viridiplantae; Streptophyta; Magnoliopsida; Fabales; Fabaceae.